GAACUUUGGUCACAGAGUUCAUGCUGAAAUAUCUGUACACACUUCGGACACAGCAUUUUGGUUUCAUCAUGGUUUCCUGUAACUACACGCUUCUGUUUUUCUGUCUUUUGCUUCUAUAUCCUCUUUCGCUGGCUGCAGUCUUCUUAGAGCACAAGGAAGCAAGCAGUGUACUGCAAAGGAAUAAAAGAAGCAAUUCCUUCCUCGAAGAGCUUAAAGCCCCAUCACUGGAGCGAGAAUGCCUGGAAGAGAAAUGUUCUUUCGAAGAAGCAAGAGAAAUCUUCAGAGAUGACAAAAGGACGAUGGAUUUCUGGACAACAUACACAGACCCUAAUCAGUGCGAUUCCAACCCUUGCAAGAAUGGUGGGACGUGUAUAGACCAGUACCAAACAUACAUUUGCAUGUGCCCCAUGGAGUAUGAAGGCAAAAACUGUGAAACAGGUCCAGAAACCACACUGAAGUGUGAUUAUGAAAAUGGCAAUUGUGAGCAGUAUUGUGUAGAUACUUCAAUAGCACGGCGGUGUUUUUGUGCAGAGGGAUACAGGCUUGGAGACAAUAAUGUAUCUUGCAUCCCAAAAGUUGAUUAUCCUUGUGGGAAGAUACCCAUCCUGGCAAAAAAAGCCUCAGCCCUGGAGGGCAGAAUCGUGGGUGGCUAUGCUUGUCCUCCUGGUGAAUGCCCAUGGCAAGCUAUCAUCAUAGAUGGUGAGCAGGAAAAAUGUGGAGGUGUUCUACUUGCUGAAUCAUGGGUUGUUACUGCAGCCCACUGCUUAGAUGAAAACCGCAAAGGAGCACUCAGGAUAAAAUUGGGUGUCCACAGGGUAAACCGUGUAGAAGGACGAGAACAAGAAAGCAGGGUUGAUAAAAUGAUCAUCCACGAAAACUAUUCUGCCAAAAAAGUUGACAAUGACAUAGCCUUGCUGCACUUAGUGACCCCAAUGAACUUCACAGAUUAUGUGGUGCCCAUAUGUUUGCCUGAGCAAGAGUUCGCUAAGCACGUCCUGAACUAUGUUAAAUACUCCACCGUGAGUGGGUGGGGGCGUCUCAUAGAAGGUGGGGCCACUUCAGCAACACUUAUGCGAGUGCGGGUCCCCAAGAUCCAUUCGAAAGAAUGUGUCCAGCACACAAACUUCACCAUCUCAGGGAACAUGUUCUGUGCGGGGUAUUUAAAUGGGAGUAAAGAUUCCUGUGAAGGUGAUAGUGGUGGACCUCAUGCCACAGAGUACAAGAAUACUUGGUUUCUGACAGGGAUUGUGAGCUGGGGCAGGGGGUGUGCAGCAGUCGGCACCUACGGUGUUUACACACGAGUGUACAAAUACAUAGACUGGCUCAACAACCGCAUGGAUACCUAAUCUGGGAUUAUCUUUUUCACACCUUUCUGUUCAGCAUUCUUUAAGCAUUCUAAAUAAAUUAAGGACUAUGUUAUUAA
This is a messenger RNA of Varanus komodoensis (Komodo dragon), 1423 nucleotides long. It is a transcript of the gene F7, whose product is annotated as coagulation factor VII. Gene Ontology annotation, cellular component: extracellular region. The transcript is spliced from 8 exons. Gene Ontology annotation, molecular function: serine-type endopeptidase activity; calcium ion binding. The record is from RefSeq and is a predicted model, not a curated record. Gene Ontology annotation, biological process: proteolysis; blood coagulation. Bases 21 to 1346 code for a protein of 441 amino acids. Lineage: Eukaryota; Metazoa; Chordata; Lepidosauria; Squamata; Varanidae.